UCUCCCUUCUUCACGCCGCUGCACGCGUGUAGCCCUCAGCGGCGUUGGUCAGUUGGUGACCCCAUUGCUUGCGUGCAUUUCCUAAAGCUGUUUGAGGAGCACGAGGCGCUGCUGAACUUCUUCGAGAAGUUUCGCGAGCUGCGCACCAAGGACGAGCAGGCGGAGAGCCUGGAGUUGGCCGAGCACGCGGCGAUGGUGAUGGCCACCCUGGACGAGAGCAUCCGCGCCCUGGAGGACAUGGACGCCUUCUUCGUGCUCCUGCAUCAGGCUGGUGCUGCUCACACCAAGGUGCCUGGCUUCAAGACCGAGUUCUUCUGGAAAAUCAAGAACCCGUUCUUGGAGGCCGUCAAAGUAACUCUUGGGGACGCCUACACGGACAAUAUGGACAGCAUUUACAGAAUCACCAUCGACUUCGUGCUGAGCACGCUGGUAGAGGGAUUCGAGAAGGCAGAGAGUGCGGCGAACUCCUGAGCAGCGAACCCGUGAGAUGUGUAACGCUCAGUCCCAGCCGUCGGCUCUCCUGGCCGGCGCCCGGUGACCUUCGGGGUCACGUGACCGCAGCUGGCCAAUCGAGUGCGUGUUCAGUGACGUCAGACGGUCAACGCCGGCCGUCUGUUCGCGCCGAGGCCCGCACGUGGCGGGCAGCGGGACGGUGCGCGGCCACCGGCGGAUGUACACGGUGAUUAGCGAGGUGGCAUGCCGUGCGAGCGUGCGCGGGCCAGCGCCCUCUUCCUAGGAGAUAACAGCGUUUAUUGCGGUCUGCGUGUGCUACCCGCGAGCCGUGUAUUGUGGUCUGCGUGUGUCAUUCUCGAGUCGUUUCCAUGGCAGCAGAUUGUCACCGCGGAACACCGGUCCAUCGGGCUUCGCCGCUGGAGGCGGAGCGGGACCAUGAGAGGCGCUGUGAUGCGUGACACCCAACCUCAGACAGGGAUGAGGGAUCCAGGAAAGCUUCCGAGGAUCGCCCACUUCUGACGCGGGAGCGAAUCUUUUAUAGACUGUUCGCAUUGGCAUGUUUGUUCCGCUUUUGGCGCGCGCUGGUGUCGGGCGCCCGUUCAUUGGACAAGGACGACCGAGCCAUAACCGCACGUCUGUUUACGCCAUAUUUCUUUUUGAAAACGCCGUAUUUGUCGUCACGUAUCGUCACUGCUCGCAGGAUAUGCUUUCCUGUAUCCUAUCUGGUCACGUAGGGCAUUCUUCUAGAGGAGUUUUGGUUGCCGGUUUAAAUGCUUAGCGGUAAUUUAUUCUUAUAUUUGUGGUACUGUGGUUCUGAAGUCGAGGGUAGCUUCUUGGAAACCUUGCUGCAUAGCCGCUUACCCAUUUGAGAUUAUGCAAGCG
Pollicipes pollicipes is the source of this 1335-nucleotide messenger RNA. RefSeq names its product neuroglobin-2-like. The annotation marks the transcript as partial. The record is from RefSeq and is a predicted model, not a curated record. Lineage: Eukaryota; Metazoa; Arthropoda; Thecostraca; Pollicipedomorpha; Pollicipedidae. The transcript has 3 exons. Gene Ontology annotation, molecular function: heme binding; oxygen binding.